AUGUCGUCAGCACUGCACCAUAACUACUUCCACUUAGAUGUGUUGCUAAAGAUGAUUUUGAGUGUUUGCAAGGUUGUGCUGACUUCAUUUGCUGACUUGGAAAUCUGGAAGGUGCUGUUGCAGAAAUGGGGUGUGUAUAAACCCGAACCACUUGGUGAUUUUUGGUGGGCCCUCCUUGCUACAGGACUUCUUUUCUUCUAUCAUUUUACCUUUCUUCAGAUCCUUGGCUUGGUCACAGAAGUUAAUUUGAACAACAUGCUUUGUCCAGCAAUUUCGGACCCAUUUUAUAGCUCCUGGUAUCGGGUCUGGGCAUCGGGACAUCAAACGUUGAUGACGGUGACGCAUGGGAAGUUGGUUACUCUUCUCUUCUAUGCUGCUGCUCCUGCUUGCAAGUACUUGGUAGAUAUGGUCAAGUUGCCAAUGAAGAAAAUAAUUUGAAAUGUUGCAGCAGAUCUUACAUGGCAAAGUAUAAUAUUUAGAUUUUUUUUUCAACUGGUGGCAGAAGAUUUAGAAAGGUAGAUUUAAAACAAAGGCUGCAAACAGUGGCAAAAUUAGUGGCCUUAAGGGAUCUUUAUCUGAAAUGAUUUUGUACUUUUUGAAAUACAAUGAAACUGAAUGUUCUUUACAACUUCAGAUUUAAAUGAGCAAGUUCAAAAAAUAUAAUUAUCACGAUAGAAAGUGAACAGUCGUGAAAGGUACAGGAAAAGGUUUGGACAGAUUAUUUGCUCUGUUUUGCCUUCCCAUGUAUUGUCUCUGACGACAAAAGUGCUGUUAUCUAAUAUGUUUCCACUGAAGUAGCUUUUGAGUAACUAUAAUUGAGCAAUCCAUCCAAAUAAUUGGAAAUAUUAAGUUAUGGAGUUCAAGGAAACUAAUGGAAAUUAUUCUGUUAUGUUUUUUUUCUCACAACAUGAGGAAGCUAGUUUAUUUAUGCAUUAUAUGAAAAUGUCACAACAUUACUUACAACACU
Molecule: messenger RNA, 967 nt
Organism: Chiloscyllium plagiosum (whitespotted bambooshark)
Lineage: Eukaryota; Metazoa; Chordata; Chondrichthyes; Orectolobiformes; Hemiscylliidae
Source: RefSeq, a predicted model, not a curated record